AUGGCCAUCAUUCACUUUGGAAGCACAUCCCUUGCCCAAUGGGGUACACGACCUCAGCUUAUGCCGAGGUCAUUAAUGACAAACAGAAUAGUGAUGUGCCAAUACAGCCUAGACAGCAGGAUGAGCCAUCUAUCAGCGCCAAGUUCGAGCUUCUUAUCACGGGAAUCCUUGCCUGUGAUAUCUUUUAUGGGACCAUCCAAAACCUUGCGUCAACGUAGGGGAUCACGGUUUACAGUUAGAGCAGAAGCUGACUUCUAUUCUGUACUUGGAGUGUCAAAGAAUGCAACUAAAUCUGAGAUUAAAAGUGCUUAUCGGAAGCUUGCAAGGAGCUUUCAUCCAGAUGUGAACAAAGAUCCCGGGGCAGAGCAGAAGUUCAAGGACAUAAGUAAUGCAUAUGAGGUCUUGUCCGAUGAUGAGAAACGAUCUUUAUACGACCGAUAUGGCGAGGCUGGGAUUAAAGGCGCUGCUGGCAUGGGAGCAUCGGAUUUCAGCAACCCAUUCGAUCUAUUCGAGUCGUUAUUCGACAUGGGCAACAUGGGCGGUAUGGGAGGCAGGGGAGGCUCCAGAAACAGGGCAGUCGACGGCCAGGACGAAUACUACAACCUCGUGUUAACAUUCAACGAAGCAGUCUUCGGCGUCGAAAAGGAGAUCGAAAUCUCCCUCCUCGAAAGCUGCGGCACCUGCAACGGCUCCGGAGCCAAGCCCGGAACAAAGCCAACGAAAUGCAACACCUGUGGCGGGCAAGGACAGGUCGUAACUUCAGCUCGAACUCCCCUCGGCGUCUUCCAGCAGGUGAUGACCUGCAACACGUGCGGCGGUGCUGGGGAAACGUUCAGCCCGUGCAACACAUGUUCUGGCGACGGACGAGUCAGGAAGGCGAAGCGAAUCAGCUUGAAAGUACCCGCUGGAGUGGACUCUGGCAGCAGGCUGAGGGUUCGGUCGGAAGGCAAUGCCGGGAGGAGAGGUGGUGGCCCCGGCGACCUCUAUGUGAUGAUCGAGGUCAUCCCAGACCCUGUCCUGAAGCGUGAUGGUACCAACAUUCUGUACUCGUGUAAGAUCUCGUACGUGGAUGCGAUAUUGGGGACCGCGAUUAAGGUCCCGACGGUGGAUGGGAUGGUUGAUCUGAAGAUCCCCGGCGGGACACAACCCAACACUACCUUGGUGAUGGCGAAGAAAGGCGUCCCGGUGUUGAACAAGAGUAAUAUGAGAGGGGAUCAGCUGGUCCGGGUGCAGGUCGAGAUUCCGAAGAGGCUGAGCAGCGAGGAGAGGAAGCUUGUUGAAGAACUUGCUGAUCUAAGUAAGGAGGGUAGUAAAACAGCCAACAACCGGAGAUAG
Molecule: messenger RNA, 1335 nt
Organism: Linum trigynum
Lineage: Eukaryota; Viridiplantae; Streptophyta; Magnoliopsida; Malpighiales; Linaceae
Source: the annotation of a GenBank genome assembly